GUUUCAAGUCAUAAACUAUUUAUAUGACCAUAAAUUUUUGUGUUAAUAGGAAACUGAAAAGAAAGUGUACUGGAUCGAAUUCGACACAAGAGAUUUUGUUAAAAUGGAGAAAUUUUAACCAAGAGGUUAAUUUGAACGUUGAACAAUCGAAGAAGAAGAGAAAAUGGAUCAAGAAAAGGUUGUAUGCAAGGCAAAGGUGGUCCUGAGAAUUCGAGUUGUAAAUACAGAGGAGUUAGGCAGAGGACUUGGGGUAAAUGGGUGGCUGAAAUUCGCGAGCCUGCUUAUAUUAGUGGUGAUAAUAAAAGCAAAGGAAAGCGACUUUGGCUAGGUUCUUUUGAUAGUGCUGAUGAGGCUGCUAUCGCUUAUGAUGAAGCUGCAAAGGUUAUGUAUGGAUCCAAUGCCACACUCAACUUCCCCAAUUAUUCGAGUAAUGGUAGCAUUACUCGAACAUCUUCACUUGAAUUGAGUGGUCAAUCGUGUGUUGAUCAUGAAGAUUUAGUGCUUGAUGGUUCAAAGAAUGAUGAAAUUGAGUCGGAUUUGAAAACAUCAGAUACACCAAAUACAGAUUUAAGUUAUGAUUAUGUUAAUCAUGGUUCGCCUGCUUGUUCCUGGAAUGAAGAGGACUUGGAAGUAAUCAUGGAGGAGAACUCUAAAAAUGAAUUAAUUGAUUCGGAGUGCAAUUCAGAGAUAUUUACCUAAAUCUCAAAAUUCUUGUGUUAAA
Molecule: messenger RNA, 721 nt
Organism: Solanum lycopersicum (tomato)
Lineage: Eukaryota; Viridiplantae; Streptophyta; Magnoliopsida; Solanales; Solanaceae
Source: RefSeq, a predicted model, not a curated record